GUCUUCCUUCCGACGUCACAUAUUCCUCAUUCUAGAACAGAUCGCUCUUCUAAUUCGGAGUACAUACAGUGUUUUCCCAAGCAAUUGGAGGCUAGUGGCUUAAUACCAACUCGGAGAUGCAACCUCAACCCCACCUGGCCCUAGGAUGGUGCUGGCAGAAGUCAGCACGAAGACGGAAUGCAGAGCAGGUGGGAAUGGCCUCCGAAGAAAUGCUCCAUACUAGGCUGUCUGGGCCUGGGCUAUUGAAGCGGUGGUCCCCAGCCGUCUCUCGGUCUCAUUUAUGUCUCGACAGGAUCGUCACCAUUUUGGUCACCAUCGUCCUCAUGCUGUCGAAUCAAGUUCCGAGUAUUUCUUGAUUACAUCCAGCAGUUGCACCAUUCCAACCACUGAAUAGUGCUGGUUGAUAGGGUGCGGGGAGGUUCGAAUGCUGCCUCUGCAUAGUCGUUGUUGGUCUUCUUC
Aspergillus aculeatinus CBS 121060 is the source of this 459-nucleotide messenger RNA. RefSeq lists its product as uncharacterized. The coding region runs from base 117 to 356 and encodes 79 amino acids. The record is from RefSeq and is a predicted model, not a curated record. NCBI's taxonomy places the organism in Eukaryota, Fungi, Ascomycota, Eurotiomycetes, Eurotiales, Aspergillaceae. The transcript has a single exon.